Acomys russatus (golden spiny mouse) is the source of this 1344-nucleotide messenger RNA. It is a transcript of the gene Scn1b, whose product is annotated as sodium voltage-gated channel beta subunit 1. Gene Ontology annotation, cellular component: voltage-gated sodium channel complex. Gene Ontology annotation, biological process: regulation of heart rate by cardiac conduction; cardiac muscle cell action potential involved in contraction; sodium ion transport. Bases 314 to 970 code for a protein of 218 amino acids. The transcript has 6 exons. NCBI's taxonomy places the organism in Eukaryota, Metazoa, Chordata, Mammalia, Rodentia, Muridae. Gene Ontology annotation, molecular function: sodium channel regulator activity. The record is from RefSeq and is a predicted model, not a curated record.
CGCCGCUGCAGUGCGCAGGAGCCCGCGGUCCGCGCCCCAGCACCGGUAGCCCGAGCGCUAGCUGCGUCCGGAGCCAAGCAGGGGUCGUAGCAGCCUGGAUGCGCCCUGUGGCGCGCGCGCACACAGCAUCCCGAGCCUCCCGCCGCGCGGCGGGGAUGCCUGCUCUCCCGGCCCCGGGGCUGAGCCCCCGGCGGUAACCGGAGCGGGGGGGCGCGCCCCCCCAGCCGCAGCUGCCGCGCCCGCGCCCGGGCCAGUCGCCGCCAGGGCCCAUCGCCUGCCGCCGCGCUCUGCGCACCCGCCGCCCUGCGCAGCCAUGGGGACGCUGCUGACCCUCGUGGUGGGCGCGGCGCUGGUGUCCUCAGCCUGGGGGGGCUGCGUGGAGGUGGACUCCGAUACCGAGGCCGUGUACGGGAUGACCUUCAAAAUCCUAUGCAUCUCCUGCAAGCGUCGUAGUGAGACCAGCGCCGAGACCUUCACGGAGUGGACCUUCCGCCAGAAGGGGACAGAGGAAUUUGUCAAGAUCCUACGCUAUGAGAAUGAGGUGCUGCAGCUGGAGGAAGACGAGCGCUUUGAGGGCCGUGUGGUGUGGAACGGUAGCCGGGGCACCAAGGACCUGCAGGACCUGUCCAUCUUCAUCACCAACGUCACCUACAACCACUCUGGCGACUACGAGUGCCACGUCUACCGUCUCCUCUUCUUUGAGAAUUACGAUUACAACACCAGCGUCGUCAAGAAGAUCCACCUGGAGGUGGUGGACAAGGCCAACAGAGACAUGGCGUCUAUCGUGUCGGAGAUCAUGAUGUACGUGCUCAUCGUGGUGUUGACCAUAUGGCUCGUGGCGGAGAUGGUCUACUGCUACAAGAAAAUUGCUGCUGCCACGGAAGCUGCUGCCCAAGAGAACGCCUCAGAAUACCUGGCCAUUACAUCCGAGAGCAAAGAAAAUUGUACAGGCGUCCAGGUGGCUGAAUAGCGCUGGUCCUGGGCUCUGCCUCAAGGAAGAGCCAGCCCCUACGGGUACCCUCCCCACCUGCAGUGGGGAUCAGCCCCUGGUGGGUACCCGCCCCACCUGCAGUGGGGAUCAGCCCAUCGGUCUCCCCGGCCUCACAGUCCUGCAGAGGAGCCACCAGGGUGGGAGCGGGCAAGGACUGAUCCCACCUCACCCACCGCCUCCCACCCACCCUCCCACCGCUAUGCAUGAUGGGUGAAGCAAUAUGGCCGCCCUACCCUGCUUUUGCUGCCUGUUUGGGGAAGGGGCGGUGAGGCGAGGGGGCAGGCCCCGCCCCUUCUUUUUGCUGAUUUGCACAUAGGCCACUUCCCACACGCACUGCCAGGCCAGCUGGGCAC